AUGGCUGAAAACCCCAGUCCUGAGGAGCGGGUUGUCAUUGAUGACCUGACUCCAGAAGAGGCCAAUCGAAUCAUACACUCCCAUCGCAAGGUUCGCUACGGUAAGAAAUGCCAUCGCGAUAACCUCAACCAAAGCGUGCCCACGCGCAAGAGGACGCAUUCAUUCUCAGAAGUACACCAAGACGAAGUCGUGCGCAAAGUCGAACGCCAGGAUAGUUGGCCACGCAACCUUGCAAGUAUUGAUGAGCCAGAAGUGGCAGCAGAUCGAUAUCUCGGACAGAACAGUAUUCCUGCCUUACUGCGCGAGCAGUCCUCACCAGUCCACAAAGGUGAUGGUCUUGACAUCCGACAAGACAUGCGGUCCAUUCUCGGCUUGGACACAUCAGCGCCUUUUCCAUUGAUGUCGUCUCAACACCUCCAGAAACUGACACAGGACAUUUCGAAUGAACUGCCAUCUGACCGCGAGGUCAUGAAGCUAUUUCGUGCAUAUAAGGAAAUACCGCAGCCUUUCUGGGGUUUUGUGAUGGACAUUGACGAUCUCGAAAGCAAACUUAUGAUUUACCUCGAGGACCGUUCACGAAAUGCGACCAACGGUAUCAAAUCCACCAAACCUGUCACAGCAUCAUGGUUGGCAAUUCUUUUCGCCGUCUUGGCUGUCGGAUCCCAAUACCACGAAUCUCCUUACCACAUCCGCACUCGUGAUUCCCAGCGAUUCAUUCAGAUAUCGUUCCAUUUCCUUCGACUAGGCAACUUUCUUCUUCGCCCUUCAUUUGACUCUAUCCAAGCGCUUCUUCUGACAUGCUUUGUCCUUCUAAAUGACAUGAAGGCUGAAGCAUCAUGGGCUCUUAUGGGAUUGACAUGUCGUCUUGCCCAGUCGCUAGGUCUCCACAGAACACCGCGCAACGAAAGCCGUGACUGUACACCUCCAAACACACAGUCGAAAGAAAUGGUUCGAAGAAGGUUAUGGUGGAGUGUUGUUUGGCACGAUACCCUGACAUCGCUUUCUUUUGACAGGUCCCCAAUGACCAACUUCCCCUGCUGUCCGAUCCCAGUCAUGUCGCCGACACCGAGCGGCAACUACUCAUACCUCGAAACCAUGUACCAUCUCAUGGAGAUAAUUUCUCGUCGACUUAAUCCCGACGAUAUGAUGAGCGCAUCGUAUGCUCAAAUUAUCGAAGACUGUGAAGCAGUAGAAACUCUUCGAGGCCGCACCGCACCUCAGUUGCGAAUCAAAGAGAGUUGCAAAACAGCCCUUGACCGUCUGCAACACUAUGCUAUCCGCCUGCAUACAUCAUUUGUCAUUUCCGUUGCCUGCCGCCCAGCACUCCGAAAGGACAGCGAAUUCGAACCUGAGCAAAGAAAGACGCUAGCAGAACGCUGCAAAGACAACCUAACCGAAACCGUCCGAAUGUUUUUGGCAAUGCACCAGCUAUCCGCUAUCCCCACGAGAAGCUGGGCUUUUACGUACCAUGGCCUAUCAUCGGCGUUGCUCCUCGGUAUACUUUGUGAGACGAAGACGGAUCCCGAAGUUCGUCAGUUGCAGGGGGAUUUGAUCGCUGCACUGUCUGCUACCGCGGCCAAGGACGUUAGCUCCCCCGAGCCGCAUGUCAUGACUACGGACAAGGAUAUUGAGCUUUCCGGACCACUUUACCGAGCUUUGACGGCCCUCAAGAACAUCUAUGACCAUGGCUCCAUUGUUCCAUCACACCUCAAGAAAGAGGGAGACGCCUCUGCCGCUGGCAGUGGAAGCCGGACGCCUCAGUUCCCCUUUGGGAACGCGAACCAGAUUCCUGGAAAUGCCAACUCAAUGUUCCGCAACGUCUCGCAAAGCGCUGACCCAAGAGAGGACGCUGCGCUCGCCAUGGCUGAAAUGCAAAAUGGAGGUGCAUCGAUACAAGACUUUCCUACACACCCGUACCUCCAGCAGAUGCAGGCUAAUGGAACCUUGAACCUCGAUAACAUGAAUGCAAUGAACGUCGAUCCUACGCAAUACAUGGCUCCCAUGGACCUCUACGAAUCUAUCUGGGGUGAAUCACCGGACCCAUGGAAUACGGGCGUGGACUCGUUGAACUUUGACUUUCUCGCCCAGCCGCCACCAGGUCAGCCUCAGCAGCAGUUUUACUUUUGA
Messenger RNA from Fusarium sp. VM40, 2127 nucleotides. Lineage: Eukaryota; Fungi; Ascomycota; Sordariomycetes; Hypocreales; Nectriaceae. The record is from the annotation of a GenBank genome assembly.